AUGGUGGUCGAAUUUUUGAAGAAGAAUGGAGUAAACUCAAAUGAAGAAGAAUGGGCCCAGAAUUUCCAAUUUAGACAAGGACAGAAUAAGAAAUUUAAAGGUCGUCAGCAAAAUAGGCAAUCUGGAUUCCAACAACAGCCACGAUGUCAAACUUGUGGAAAUAAUCAUUUCGGGGAGUGCAGGCUUCUAACUAAGAGCUGCUUCAAAUGUGGUAAGGGGGAUCAUUUUAUCAAAGAUUGUCCAUUGAUGAAGAACCAACAAAAGAAGGAUGAACCUCAAAGGACAAAUGCUAGGGUGUUCACAAUUACUCAAGCUGAUGCUGAUACCGAUAACUCUGUGGUGUCAGGUGAUAUUUUUGCAUCUGGUAUUCUCACUCAUGCAUUAAUAGAUUCAGGUGUCACGCAUUCAUUUGCAUCCUUGACAUAUGUAAAAAGGUUGGGUAGAUCGUGUGAAAAAUUGUCAGAAGUUUUUAGUACAAUGUUACCAUCUGGAGAGAUUUUGUAUUCUACUCAUUGGUUGAGGGGGGUUCCUAUUUGCAUUGAUGGUAGGAAAUUAUAUGCUGAUCUAAUAAUAAAGAAAACAGUGAUAUUUAAGCCUUCGAAGGAAGAUGAGUUUAUGUUUACUGGAACGACAUCAAAAAGUUGCAUUCCUUUAAUUUCUGUUAUGAAGGCCAGGCGACUAUUGAAAAGUGGAUGUAUGGGUUAUCUCGCCAGUGUGGUUGACACUUAUAAGGAGCAAAAGUUAAAACCAGAAGAUGUACCGGUAGUUAGAGAUUUCUUAGAAGUGUUUCCAGAAGAUUUACCGGGAUUGCCUCCUGACAGAGAAAUUGAAUUUGUGAUCGAGCUACUUCCUGAGAAGGUGGCAUUUUUGGGCCGUAUAGUCUCAAAAGAUGGUAUUUCAUUGGAUCCAUCAAAGAUUGAAGCUGAUAGAUUUUCCAAGAUAGCAAUGCCAUUGACACAACUGACGAGGAAGAAUCAUAAGUUUGAAUGGACUGAAGCUUGUGAGAAAAGUUUUCAAGUGUUGAAGCAAAGAUUGGUUUCUGCUCCAAUACUUACUAUUCCAUCUGGAUCAGGAGGACUUGUGAUUUAUAGUGACGCUUCAAAGCAAGGCUUAGGGUGUGUGUUAAUGCAAAAUGGCAAAGUCAUAGCUUAUGCUUCUAGACAAUUGAAGGACUAUAAACAGAAGUCUCCAACACAUGAUCUGAGUUGA
Messenger RNA from Humulus lupulus (European hop), 1209 nucleotides. RefSeq lists its product as uncharacterized. The coding region runs from base 1 to 1209 and encodes 402 amino acids. Gene Ontology annotation, molecular function: zinc ion binding; nucleic acid binding. The transcript is spliced from 4 exons. NCBI's taxonomy places the organism in Eukaryota, Viridiplantae, Streptophyta, Magnoliopsida, Rosales, Cannabaceae. The record is from RefSeq and is a predicted model, not a curated record.